This is a messenger RNA of Diachasma alloeum, 6682 nucleotides long. RefSeq names its product semaphorin-1A (gene Sema1a). Bases 11 to 2311 code for a protein of 766 amino acids. Gene Ontology annotation, biological process: positive regulation of cell migration; negative chemotaxis; neural crest cell migration. Lineage: Eukaryota; Metazoa; Arthropoda; Insecta; Hymenoptera; Braconidae. The transcript is spliced from 9 exons. Gene Ontology annotation, molecular function: semaphorin receptor binding; chemorepellent activity. The record is from RefSeq and is a predicted model, not a curated record.
GUGCAUCAGGAUGAAGUCCAACGUCAUGCAACUGUUCUUCUCCUGCUGGGCUAUCACAAUGUUUAGCUUUGCCAUUGCCGCAUGGCAGGAGAACGUCAGGCCGAAGAUGUACGUCCAACUUGGUGCGGAGGAUGUGUUCAGAUUCACUGGAAACGAAACCCACACGGACUACUUCCGGCUGAUGCUGAGGGAUGGAAACUAUCUUCUCAUUGGUGGAAGAAAUUUGGUGCACAAUCUCAGUUUAACUGACUUAACCGAGCAACAGAGAUUAACCUGGUACUCGUCCGAGAAAGACAUUAAAAUGUGCGCUCUAAAGGGAAAGGAGGAUGAAAUAUGCCAAAAUUAUAUGAGAAUAAUGGCUAAAACAGGAUCAUCAAAUUUACUAAUCUGCGCGACAAAUGCAUUUAAGCCAAUGUGCAGAGAUUACGUUGUGCAGAGUGGAAAUUACACGAUGGCAAGUGAAAAGUCAGGGCAAGCCCUGUGCCCCUAUGACCCACAGCAGAACAGCACAUUUGUUCAUGUCGAUGGUGAACUCUAUACGGGCACUGUCGCUGAUUUUUCGGGAAUGGACCCGAUUAUAUACAGAGAGCCACUGCAAACUGAACAAUAUGACUCCAUGAGUCUGAACGCACCAAAUUUCGUCAGUUCAAUGACCCAGGGGGAUUUCGUAUAUUUUUUCUUCCGAGAAACAGCAGUUGAAUAUAUCAACUGUGGAAAGGCUGUUUUCUCUCGUGUUGCGAGAGUCUGUAAAUACGACCGAGGUGGUCCACAUCGUUUUCGCAACAGAUGGACCUCCUUCUUGAAGUCACGAUUAAAUUGCUCUGUCACCGGUGAUUUCCCGUUCUAUUUCAAUGAAAUACAAUCGACAACAGACUUGAUAUCUGGUCAAUACGGAACAAUGUCUGCUCAACUUAUAUACGGUACAUUCACAACACCAGUCAACAGUAUCAGUGGUUCAGCCGUAUGUGCAUUCUCGUUGCAAGAUAUUUCCGACACAUUUGAGGGCAAUUUCAAAGAGCAAAGUGCGAUUAAUUCAAACUGGCUACCAGUACAGAGUGCCAAAGUACCAGAUCCACGUCCUGGUCAGUGUGUCAAUGACUCCAGGACAUUGCCUGAUUUAACACUCAAUUUCAUUAAGACGCAUUCAUUGAUGGAUGAGUCGGUGCCAAGUUUUUUUGGCCAGCCCAUUGUUAUUCGCACAAGUUUUCAUUACAGAUUUACCCAAAUAGCAGUGGAUCCUCAGGUGAAAACGCCUGGUGGUAAGACCUACGACGUCCUCUUCAUCGGGACUGACAAUGGAAAAGUGAUAAAAGCAGUGAAUGCCGAUUCAGCUGAUUCUCACGAACGCGUGAGUCCAGUUGUGAUAGAGGAGAUUCAGGCAUUUCCAGCAUCAGUUCCAGUUCGUGGAAUAAAAGUUGUGAGGGCAUCGCAGGCAGGCGAUGGUCUGGAGGACGGUAGGCUCGUGGUUAUAGCCGACAGUCAGGUCCAAGCAUUGAGACUUCAUCGGUGUUACAGCGAUAGAAUACUGUCGUGCGGUGAGUGCGUAGCUCUUCAGGAUCCUUACUGCGCUUGGGACAAGGAGGAGGGCAAGUGCAGAGCCCUCGUGGGUCCAGCAUCGACCGAUGCUUUGAGAUUUCUCCAGAGUGUUGCCACUGGUAUUCAUUCAUCGUGUCCUCCAAGUAAAACAUUGAAUAAGGAUGCUGGAUCAGUGGGCGCUAUAUCUGCUAAUCAGAAUAAGUUUCCACAGGACUCUAUGAUAUCGAAUAAGGAGAGUCAGGGGGGAGAGAUUAUCAAUAUUAUGCAGGAUGAGGAGCAGAAUAAUUCAGGCCCUGAAGUGUCUGCUGCAGAUUCUCCAGUGCCUCACUAUUCCGUUGAGACACUAGUGAUGGCUGUUGUUGCUGGUGCACUUGCUGCACUCCUCGUUGGCUUCAUUGCUGGAUAUUUGUGUGGUAGAAAAUGUCGGAAGGAUGAAGACGACAAUCUACCUUAUCCAGACACGGAGUAUGAGUACUUUGAGCAACGACAGAAUGUUAAUAGUAGAUUAGCACCAGAGCCAAAACUCCUUCCCCAGGAGGAAGUGACGUACGCAGAGCCAGUCCUUGUUCCCCAGCCCCCAAAGCUCCACUCCCCAAAAGGAACAAUGAGAAAGCCCCCACCAACACCCGCUGAAACACUAUUUCAAUUUCCCGAUGGUUACGGCUAUCGUGGUCCGAGAGAUAAUUUUGGCACACUGAGAUCCCACCAGGGUGAUGCAUACAGACGUAACGAUGGUUUUGCAACAACACGAAGUGUCAAAAAAGUUUAUCUCUGAGAAACGAGUGAGGAGGGAGGGGGCCGUCAUCGUAGCUUAGGACGGCCAACGAGAAAUCGUCACAAUCCGACAUCAAAUAGAAGUCGUGGUGUGACGUCAGGAGGACAAUCGAGUAGAGAGUUGACUGGACAGAGAACACUCGAGUCACCCUCACCACCCUCCAGUGUCUCGUCGAGUUCACCAUCGCCUCCCUCCUCAACACCAUCACCACCACCAACAUUGUUACCAAUACCGAUUAAUGAUGGCUCACCACCACCACCAACACCACCAUGUAGCUUCAUCUAUCGUUCAUAGUCCUCGUCGAGGGCGCAGAGUGACGUUGUAAGAUCCGUUAGUGGGAACACAAGGCAUAUAUAGAUCCCACCGGGAGACGUACAGUUUUUAUUACAUUGAUUGAUCAAUUAGUUGCAUCAUUUUUUGGAGAUACCGUCAAUACGUGGAUACAAGGUACUCGCUUUGACAUUGUAGCCGAGAAUUGCAACAUUGUUACGCUAUUGGGGGACGUUCGUCAAUUUGUGGUGAGAUUUUGAGGAUUUUUUUCGCAGGAUUUUUAGUUAUUAGUUUGGGGAUUACUCAGUUUUGCUAUUUACAUUUUACGCAAAAUGGUCAUUCUUUUGAAGUUUGUUUUGGGGUUAAAUGUCAAUUGAUUUAUUUUAAAAAAUGACAAAUGUGUCAUGGAAAUUUUAGUCAUUUAUAUUUAACACAAAGUUAUCAUUCUUUUGAAAUUUCAAAGGAUAAUAAUGUUGUGGGAAAUGUAAAAUGUCAAAUGGGUAAUUGAUAUUUCAUUCAAUUUAAAUUUUACCCAUUAAUUUGGUAUCCCCUCCCCGGAAUGUUAUCACGUGAGAUUAAUUUAUUUAAAUUAUUUUUAAAAUCGGGAAAAUUAGUGUACAUUUCUCAAAGUUGUUUAAUUGCCAAAAUUGUCAUUCUUUUAAUCUUUAAAAAAAUGAUAAUUUUGUCAAGAAUGUCAAAUGUACAAAAUGAAAAAAUUCUCACGCAAUUAAUGAACACCCCCUGGAUGGAACGCAUGUUUGAGCAAGUGCUUAUUGUAAAUUUCACGCAUUUUUUUAAUCAUUUUUAUAUUACAAUUUGUAAUAAUUCGAUAAUUGACAUUGAGGACCUUGGGGAUUCCCAGGAUGUUCCCAAUCACAGGGGGGACUGUUUUUUCUAUCCAAUAUCAAUAUGCAAGCUCUGUUUUUUCAAUGGCAUUUCUACCCCAUCCACAAUCGCUUGUUGACUGAAUCGGUUUACGAUCGAAAUUUCACGAGGAUAACAUUUGCUGUUUGUUUAACCCAAAUUUCACAACCCUGAGGGGUUAUCCCAUUGAGAGACAUUCGAUUGGGCAUUCGCGUUAUGCCAGGGAGGAAUUUUUUUCACAGUACUCCAGUGGCUGUUUGAUUUUCAGAGAUUUAUAUAAUGUUUCUUUUUUGAUUAAUUAAAAAUUUAAAAAAAGACUCAAUGACCAAUUGAAUCCUCUUGUGGGGAAAUAUCGCAGGGAUUAAACUCCUCGAUCUCCACGUUUUUAUUACUUUUAUGAAAUAUUUUUCAAUGGUAAAACCCACACGGAGAUCAGCCAAAGUGUUAAGUUGGAUAGGAGGACAAGUCAAUUAACCAUGGGGAUAUUAAUCGAUAAAUUAUACCACUUUUACAUCACAAAAAUCAUAACGAGCAUUUGAAAUUUUCUAGAACUAGUCGUUUUACCCUUAUUUUCCUCAACGAUAUUGAGACAACUCAGUAACUAGGGAAAAUAUUAUUAUAAAUAAUAUAAAUCUCGAUACAUACCAAAUACGUAGCAAACAAAUCGAUCUGAUUUUUAAAAAAAUUUUUUAAUAGUACUAUUAAUAAUUUCAUUACUUUAAUUUCCAUAAAAUCGUGGAGAUCUUUACAUCUACGAAUGCUUCAUAAUUUUAAUGUAUAAUUAACAUAAUGAGACGUUACUAUUUGUUAGUAAUUAAAUUAAUGAAACGGAGACACGUUACGGUAGAUGACAGACAUCACAUUGUUGAUAAAAAAAAAAAAGUGGAUGAAGAAUAACCCAACGGUUGAAUUUUAGUUUAUACUCACACAUAUACGUAAUAGAUGACAAGAAAGAAUAAUUUUUAAAAGAAACUGAUAAAUGAAGUGAGAAAUUGGAGGGGAAAGAGAGGGGGGAAAAAAAUUGUGUGAACGAGAAUGAAUAAUGCACAGGGCUUGUAUGUACAUAUGUAUCGUAUUUAAACACAUUAUACACCAGUUAAUAAUUAGUAAUGAUUGAAGAUAAUGAAUUGAUAAUGAAUAAUAGAUCAAUCCAUCUCUAAACUGGGAGGCCCCAAAUGACAUUUGUGUAGAGAGAAAAAAAAAAGAAAGAAAAAUCUAUUCUUAAAGUGCUUCUUAUUUCAGUGUGUUUAGAAGUAACGCGUAUGUGAUAUAUUCUAUAUGACGAAAAAAAAAAAAAAUGUUUUCUAGACAGUGAAUAAGGACGAAAAAAGAACAAAAAAUGAUAAUGAACAAAAUCAAUGGGGAUUUAUUCUGGAGAUGAUAAUAAAACACAACGCGAUGACAAGCUCUUUUGUUCACAAAUCUGUACUGUAUCUUCGGCUUAUGGAAAAAGAAAAUAAUAAUACACGAGUUAUUGAUUCGAUUCAGCGACAUCACCUUUCAAUAUUUCUGGAUGAAAUGGAAAGGAUUUUAAAUCAAUGAAUAAUCAUGUGUGUAUGGAGAAAAAAUUUAUAAAUAAUGAAACAUAGAUUCAUGAAAGAAUCACCAAGAGUGCCACAUUAAAUGUGAAUUUUAAAAACGUUGAAAGAAGUAAAUAAUUACAGCAAAACAAUUUUUUCUCGAUAGAAGUUAUUGGUCGAGGUAGCUUUGAAAGUUCUCUGAUAAUUGAAAUAUUGUCAAUCAUAGAGUUAUUGUAAAUGUCCCCGAAGCAUUGAUAGUUGAGGAAAAAAAAAGAAAAUUUUUAUUGCAAUUGAUUUGAUUAACAAUGAACGAGGAGAAAAAUUUUGUGAGCAAUAGAACUUGAAUUACGCCUUGACUGACCCACAGACACUGAAACACAUGCCACAUGCAGUCGUUUUGUCCUGUUUGAGAGGAUUAAAAUGUUGAAUUGAUGAUUUUAAUAUGAUUUUAACGAUAUUAAUUGAUAAGUAGAGUUCAAUGGACGAUAAAAUGUGUGAAAGAUCAAUGAUUAAUGAGACAAAGACUCACCAAUAAAGAUCUCCCUCAAAUAUUAAGACUGAAAGACCCUCUUACCAGGUGAGCCUUUGGUUAAAUGACAUUUUUAUUAUUCAUUCCGAGGAUUGAUUUUUUGUCGGCGCCCAUCGUGAUUAUUUUUUCUCAUUUUUUUUUUAAAGAAAAAUUCUUUACUUACCUCAUAGUACAAAUUUUUAUAUUGUUAGUUAUUAUUAAGUUCGGUACACGUUUGACGGAAGUAAUGGAAAUGGGCUGAUGAGAAUUGACGUAAUUAUUCGGGAAAAUUUUUGACAGAAGUCGGAAGGGACGAGACAACGUACAGUGAGACGUAUCGUUGACAGGGUUGAACAUCACUGAUAUGUGGAAAAUGGAAAUGGCAGUGUGAAUUUUGUAUAAAAAUGGACAUUGAAGUGCUCUCGAGUCAGUCUCAUGUAAUUCGUAUACGAAAAGAAUUCAGAUAAUUAAAGAGCCGAUCGAUGCAUAUGUGAAAAUAAAUGCCAAUACCGGAAUUGUUGAGGAGUAUGAUUUUUAUUAUCUCAAUUCAACGACUAAUUCAAUUUUAUGGAUUUUUAUAUCACGAUUAUUGACGUCGUUAUUGUAGUUGGUAAACUUUUUGAGGUGCGAAACGAGUGGUGAAAUGAGAUGAAUUAAUUUUCAGGCUUGAUUUUUGUUUAGAGUACUUGGAAAAUGAAAAGGUCUGGGCGGAAUAAUUUGUUAAUUCACUCGUUUCACCGAUUCGCAUCGAUGAAAUUUGAAAAUAUCACACAAUGCUGCCACAAUUUUCAAUUAAAAUCAUCACAACUCCUGAUGCAUCUUAACAAUACAUCAAAAAUGAUCAUUAUCAUACCGAUAAAAAUCCCAGCAAUCCAUUAAAAAUCUAAUCAUGAUUUCAUUCUCGUUUUUAAUCGAUUAUCUCAAUGAAUGACUCAGGCAUAAUACCAAAGAUAUUUAAUUGUAAAAAAAGGGGGAAUAAGGCACUGUUGGUCAUUGUGAUGGUUAUCGUUAGAGUCGCACAAAUGAUAGUUAAUGAACAAAAGAUAACGAGUGGUAUUAAUUUUCUCAGCUAAACUCAUUUGCACAAAUGAAUUAUUUCUAAUCAGUGAUCGAUACACAAUUGAGAGUUUUUUAAAAUACUGGCACAAUUACAAUUAAUUCAAAGAAUAAUCCGUUCUACUGAUAAGAUUUCUAUCAAUCAUGUUGAUG